AUGAUCGACUACCAAGAAAUACGUCUGCAAGACAUUGCUGGACUUCACUGCUCCCACGCCAUUGUUGUCCUCACUGGUGAGUUAGUAUCGUCUGCAGUGCCUGGUGAUCUGGUGGUCGUUGGUGGGAUGCUGAGAGCACGUUGGCCAAGUUGGGCCAGGGAUUCGUCCAAGCGCCUUACGAUGCAACUCGUCUUGGACGCCAGGGACUUGCGGCCGCUCCAUGAGGCGCCGCCUCGCAGCUUGCUGCAUCUGCCGCCAGCCGAGGAUUGCUGGCGACAGCGCCGGCAGAUGGUCAUGUCAGUGGCACCACAUUUACACGGCUUGGAGGCAGAUCGACAAAGAUGA
Cladocopium goreaui is the source of this 345-nucleotide messenger RNA. The record is from the annotation of a GenBank genome assembly. Lineage: Eukaryota; Dinophyceae; Suessiales; Symbiodiniaceae.